GUUGACAUUAACGUCCAUCUCCGCUAAACUUUGUCAAAGCACCCCGCCCCCGACACUUAGCUCACCUAAAAACAUUGCAAAAAUUGACGUUUAACUAUAAGAAACGCUGCAUUGGUCAUCGCGGAUUGCGCUUCAAUAUUCACAUUCAGACCAAUCAAAGUUACAAAAGCACGGAAGAAAAACAAAUGAAAAUGAAGGUAAUCGCUACGUGAGUUCGUGAAAUAAAUAGUGCCAGUGCUAACUAAGAUAAACUGUGUAUGUUUGUUGGAUCUACCUGCCUCGAGUUGAUAAACGCAAGAAACCAGCGAACGAAUUACUAAUCGACAUUCAACUAGCACAAAUAAAUGUCCCCACUCAAAAAAAAACAUGCGAAUGCCGUCACCCCGCCGGCAAAGAAGCGGAAGAGCGACGCAAUGCUGUCGGGGCACACGCCAGCUUCGCCUGCUUCAUCGUCAUCAACUUCUACGAGUGCUAGUCAUAAUGGCUCACCCUCGACCGCAAGUUCGAGUCCUAGCACCCAAACAGAUGAUAAAAAUGGAAAAUCGGCUGGCCCUCCCCCACUGCUGCACUCAAAGUUGCCGGAACUUUUUGUUGCACUACUAGAAGCCCGAGCAGAGUUUCUCAAACACAGAACCUUAGACGAUUCUGAACAUCAAGGAACUCCUACUACGGAUGGAAAGGAAAAACUGGCUGAGCUCACGCGGGCUUGGGUUUCGGAGCUGCGGGCUCUCGUCCCUCCAGCUUAUCAAGUGGCGCAGGUCCCAUUCCCAGAGCAUUGUAAAUCAUUUCUGACGGCACUUCAAAUUUUUCGUCUCUUGGCGGUGCACACGCUGCUCGAAACCGUAUGCAUCUGGGAUGCGCGCGCUGGCAGGAAAAUUCGACUUCUCUCGUACCUUAUCUAUCUUGCUAUGUAUAGAUCAGAGAUUGACUCGUCCGAUCGAGUAAGCUGGUUUACUACAUGAUACAGGGAUGCACGCCCCCCCUGUGGAUGGCCCUGCGGUGGCGCUCGCGCGCGCUUUUUCGCUCUGUUUUCCGCAGAUUCUUGGGGUGGAACGUGUCAAAAAUGGGAGCCGGAGGCCCCUUGCGCCUCUCUGCGUGUGCCACUGCGUGUACCCUACAGACGUCCCUCCCCCUGCGUGCCGACCCUAGCAGGGCGAG
Messenger RNA from Amoebophrya sp. A25, 1158 nucleotides. NCBI's taxonomy places the organism in Eukaryota, Dinophyceae, Syndiniales, Amoebophryaceae. The record is from the annotation of a GenBank genome assembly.